AUGGCAAGCUCCAAGAGGGCUUAUGCCAAGGAGAAGCUCCCAGGAUUGCUGCCACCCGUGCCCCUUCCCUGCAGCGAGCCACUGCCAGCCCACACACCUCCACAGGAGAUGCUCCAACUCCAGCAGGCAGAGCUGGUUCAGUCUCCCGGGGGGCAUUGCUCCUUUCCCCCGGGUCCUGGCGUGUGCGAGACUUUGUUCGUGACCUCUAAGAGUAGAGUCUGUUCCCCUCAGUCCUGUGGAAGUCCUGUAAUCAAAUCCCGCUGGCCUUCAGUUAGAUUCCCUGGGGAUUCCUGGUGUCUUUGCCCCGUCCCCAGGCUGGAGAGCUUGAUGUGGGGCUCAGAACCUUCACGACAGCGGGAGAACCUCUUUGGUGCCACUGUUCUCCGGCUUCCGUGGUAG
This is a messenger RNA of Rangifer tarandus platyrhynchus (Svalbard reindeer), 399 nucleotides long. NCBI's taxonomy places the organism in Eukaryota, Metazoa, Chordata, Mammalia, Artiodactyla, Cervidae. The record is from the annotation of a GenBank genome assembly.